This is a messenger RNA of Theileria parva strain Muguga, 1144 nucleotides long. RefSeq lists its product as uncharacterized. Lineage: Eukaryota; Apicomplexa; Aconoidasida; Piroplasmida; Theileriidae. Bases 90 to 1082 code for a protein of 330 amino acids. The transcript has a single exon. The record is from RefSeq and is a predicted model, not a curated record.
AAAAUCAUUUGAAAUAGUCAAUAUUUAUUUAACUCCCCAUACGAGAAAAAGAUUCUAAGGCAAUUGAGUAGGCAUUUUGUAUAUUAGAGAUGUUUCCUUCUUUACUUUUUUAUUUAAAUCUUAGCUUUAUUGGAUUUUUCUGUAAAUUAGUUGCAGGUGCCGAUUUCACCCUCGAUUUGGACCAAAAGAGUUCAAAUGAUAAGUUACUAGUCAAUCAUACAACCCAUUACGGUAUAGCGACGAUAGAAUUCUAUACCCAGGUCGGCUUCCACGCAAAUAAAGUGGUCCAGAGCACCUUGCCGGUCUGGGAAGCGGUCAAUGACGAGCGUGUAGAUGAGGCCGUGCUUUACUUUGGACGUGAAGCGCUUUCACUCUUAUUUUUAAACGUGAGACAAGCCGGGACUUCUAUCUUCAAAUACUAUGUAAAAGUAAAGGGGAAAUGGGCUGAAGUACUUGAGCCCGUAGCAAACUUCUUUGUCGACGUUGACAGGUCAUCAUACACCGUAGAAGAGCUUGAUUCCUUCGCCUUGGAUAUCAUGUCAAAAUAUAACAGGGAAAUGCUAUCCCAGCACUUGCUAUACCCACAAUCCUACAAUUUCAUUAUCGAGCCUGUUGACUACUGUGCUCUCGAGAUUACAAACCCUGCCAGAUACUCAAUUAUGAAACAGACCAUGAUUGGUGCUGUGUUUUCACAUAUUUAUACCCCAAAGAUUGACUUUGGGUUCAGUAAAGUAUCUUAUGACGGGCAUGUUUUAUGGUCUACUGAUACGAAUCGUGUUUUAUGUUCCUCAGUUUGGACUUAUUUCAAGGGCGAAUUUGAUACCCUGAUCCUUGUAUCGUUAUAUGACUUUGUGUCCAAACAGGCUUCAUUCUUACACUUCAUGAAGACUGACUCUCUAAUUGUUUCAACCUCUGAACCUGAUUUCCAGAAACAAGUUGUUAAAAUGACCUCCGCAGAAUAUGACGCCAAGGAUAUCAAACGUUAUAUCAACGGUUACCUCACGGAACGCGAUUUGGCUUUCGUCAUAUCCACCACUCUUCCCAUCGUGGGCGUUCUCGCCACAGUACUAUUUACAUUCUAAUUACACUUGAUUUAUAUAACCACAGCAGAUGGAACCAUAACACUAAUGUAUUAUACACAGUA